GCAGUAGGAGGCUAUUUUUUUUGGGGGGGGUGAGUAGCGUCCAUGGAGUUACUUUGCGCCCACUCCUAGCGGCACCGGCGCAGGGCGUGGAGGGCUGACCGUCCCCAGCAGGGGUGCGGGGUUUGAGGAGGGGGGGACGCCGCGGGCCGGGCCGCCUCCCUCGCCACGACCCCGGAUGGAUGCGCGCCCCCCGUCCUCCCGCGCCGGCCCCAGGAGCUCCUGGCUUCGGGAGCAUCCUUCCCGCGCCGGCCCCCGCUGCGGCGCGUAGCCGAGGGCAGCGCCCCUCGGGAGGGCACCGUGGAGCAAGGGCCCCAAGCAAGCACACCGGCCCUCUUGGCCCUCCUGUCCCAUCUUCCUCGGGCGGGUUGGGACUCGCAGAACCAUCUACUGAGCAGAUGGAAGAGAAGAGGCGAAAAUAUUCCAUCAGCAGCGACAACUCCGAUACCACUGACAGUCACGCGACAUCCACAUCAGCAUCAAGAUGCUCCAAACUGCCCAGCAGCACCAAGUCUGGCUGGCCCCGGCAAAACGAGAAGAAGCCCUCAGAGGUUUUCCGGACAGACUUGAUCACAGCCAUGAAGAUACCAGAUUCAUACCAGCUCAGCCCGGAUGACUACUAUGUCCUGGCAGACCCAUGGCGUCAAGAAUGGGAGAAAGGUGUGCAGGUGCCUGCUGGAGCGGAGGCCAUCCCAGAGCCUGUAGUGAGGAUCCUCCCACCACUGGAAGGCCCCCCUACACAGGUGUCCCCAGACAGCCCUACACUUGUUGAAGGCUCCCAUCCUGACUGGCCAGGAGGAAGCCGCUAUGACCUGGAUGAGAUUGACGCCUACUGGCUGGAACUCCUCAACUCGGAGCUCAAAGAGAUGGAGAGGCCAGAGCUGGACGAACUGACAUUAGAGCGUGUUUUGGAGGAGCUAGAGACAUUAUGCCACCAGAAUAUGGCACGGGCCAUCGAGACACAGGAGGGGCUGGGCAUUGAGUAUGAUGAGGAUGUUGUCUGUGAUGUGUGCCGCUCCCCUGAGGGUGAAGAUGGCAAUGAGAUGGUCUUCUGUGACAAAUGCAAUGUCUGUGUGCACCAGGCAUGCUACGGAAUCCUCAAGGUGCCUACAGGCAGCUGGCUGUGCCGGACAUGUGCCCUGGGAGUCCAGCCCAAGUGCCUGCUCUGCCCCAAGCGAGGAGGAGCCUUGAAGCCUACCAGAAGUGGGACCAAGUGGGUGCAUGUCAGCUGUGCCCUGUGGAUUCCUGAGGUCAGCAUUGGCUGCCCAGAGAAGAUGGAGCCUAUCACCAAGAUCUCACAUAUUCCAGCCAGCCGUUGGGCCCUGUCCUGCAGCCUCUGUAAGGAGUGCACGGGCACCUGCAUCCAGUGUUCCAUGCCUUCCUGCGUCACAGCAUUCCACGUCACAUGCGCCUUUGACCACAGCCUGGAAAUGCGGACUAUAUUAGCAGACAAUGAUGAGGUCAAGUUCAAGUCAUUCUGCCAGGAGCACAGCGAUGGGGGCCCUAGGAGUGACCCAACUUCGGAGCCUGUGGAGCCCAGCCAGGCCGGUGAGGACCUGGAAAAGGUGACCCUACGCAAGCAGCGGCUGCAGCAACUAGAAGAAGAUUUCUACGAGCUGGUGGAACCAGCCGAGGUGGCCGAGAGACUGGACCUGGCCGAGGCACUGGUGGACUUCAUCUACCAAUACUGGAAGCUGAAGAGGAAAGCCAAUGCUAACCAGCCGCUGCUGACGCCCAAGACCGACGAGGUGGACAACCUGGCCCAGCAGGAACAGGAUGUUCUCUACCGCCGCCUGAAGCUCUUCACCCACCUGCGGCAGGAUCUGGAGAGGGUGAGUAGUGCAAGUGGGCCGUCCACAGAGGCCACACGCCUCUCUCUGUGCCCCCUGCCCUGGGGCAGCCAGGACUCAGGAAGAAUGGAUCCUAACAUCUCAUUGCCUGUGGUCCCACUUCUGACCUCUGUGGAUGAUGCCGUUAGGAAUCUCACCAUUGCAGUUAUUAGGUCCAAACGGGGACCUGCCAAGGCCCUGACUGUGUUGAGUGGGGAAGAGGGAGGAGAGUUACUGGGCACCAUCAGAGCAGAUGACUGCUCCCACCCCUGCCGAGAUCUAAGCUGUUACUUUGCAGCCACGAAGCGGUCUGGGAGGAGAGCAAAGUUCAAGAAGAGUGAUUCAAAGAGGAAAGGCCGUGAGGGUCCCAAGAGCAGCAGCCCAGAGAAGAAAGAGAAGAUGAAGGCUGGGCCGGACUCCGUCCUGGGGCAGCUGGGUCUGUCCACCUCAUUCCCCAUCGAUGGCACCUUCUUCAAUAGCUGGCUGGCACAGUCGGUGCAGAUCACAGCAGAAGACAUGGCCAUGAGCGAAUGGUCUUUGAACAAUGGGCACCGAGAAGAUCCUGCCCCUGGGCUGCUGUCGGAGGAGCUUCUCCAGGAUGAGGAGACGCUACUCAGCUUCAUGCGGGACCCCUCCCUGCGACCUGGUGACCCUGCCAGGAAGGCCCGAGGCCGCGCUCGUCUGCCGGCCAAGAAGAAACCACCCCCACUUCAGGAUGGGCCUGGUGCAAGGACCACUCCCGAAAAGCCACCCAAGAAGCCCUGGGGCCAGGAUGCAGGCAGUGGCAAGGGUGGGCAAGGACCACCUCCCAGGAAGCCAGCACGGAGGACGUCUUCUCAUUUGCUAUCCAGCCCUGCAGCUGGGGACUGUCCUGUCCCAGCAGCCCCAGAAAGCUCUCCACCACUGGCCUCCGAGACCCCAGAUGAGACAGACCCAAUGGCUUCCGACUCUAAUGUCCAAGUGCCUGUCCCUACAGUGAGCCCCAAGCCCUUGGGCAGGCUUCGGCCACCUCGUGAGAGCAAGAUCACCCAGAGGUUCCCAGGUCCUAGGUUUGAUGCUGGGACAGGACUGCCACCUGCUGGGGCUGAGCGACCAAAGGUCAACAUACACUUUGACCCUGAGGCUGAUGGCUACUUCUCUGAUGAGGAGAUGAGCGACUCAGAUAUAGAGGCAGAGGACAGUGGGGUUCAGCGAGCCUCUAGGGAGGCAGGGACAGAAGAGGUGGUUCGCAUGGGGGUACUGGCCUCCUAACUCACCCAGGCCCUGCCAUGGUCCCCGACAAGACCUCAGCCCAACCACAACUGCCAUUUCCAACUGCUGAGUGUCCCAGACCACCACUCUGUCGUGGUUUUAUUUUUAAUAUAGAAAGAGUUUUGAAUUCCACUCUGUUGUCUUUCCUCUGUGCUGGCCUAGGACAUCAGGAUUCCUCCCACAGCUCUGGCUACAGGGACCACGCCAGGUCCUGUGUGCCACCCCUGUCCUGACCCAGGUGAUAUCACUGGGCUUCUCGCUUGAUGUAGGCAAGGUGAGGAAGAGCUUAGGAUUCCUGCCCACUGCCACUGGAUGACACAGACUGUCGUUUGGGCAUUAUUUCAUGGCAGAUGGGCCAUCCCAGGGCCUGCCCCGCCUUGCCCCCCCACUGGGGCCCAUUUUGGGGGGGUCCUGCUGCACUCCACUGAUCCCCAAGGAAGUAUGUAACAAGUGAUACCCAGCCAGAGUCUACGCACUGUCACAAGCACAAAGAGUUUAUGAGAAAGCACUGAGGGGGUACAGGGGGCUGCUGCCUCCUGAACAGCCCAAAUCAUCUGAGGCCUGCCUGCCCGCCCACCACCCCCCUCCCUUUCUGCUCUGCCCCUGCCAGUGCCCAGCCCAAAUGGCUCUGGGAAGGGGUUCCCAGAAUCCUUCCUGAGCUGUGCCAUUUACUCAGGGGACUCCCCAGAUAGCCGGCCACCAGUACAGUGGAAGGCUCCAAGGGAGGGCCAGUGCCCAGCCCGGGGCUUGGGGCUCAGACCAGCCCACUGCAGAGAACACCCUGGGGCUCCAACUUCCCUUCUUCCUUUGGGGCCAGUCUCCACUAAAGUCUGCUCGCUCCUCGUGGAGCUGGCCAGACCAGACCGUUUGCCUUUUCAAGUUUCCUAGUCCUGCUAUGAGAUGAGCUUCUUCCUAGGUUUCCUUUGGGAAACACCUCCUUCCAACAAGUAGUGGGAUCCCGGGGCCCAGGGCAGGCCAAUGUUGGCCUGCUGGGGCUGGUUGAAGUCUUGCUGGAUGUUCCUAUAUUCCUGCCCCUUGGCGCCUUAACCCCCUUUCCCUCCCUCCUACACCCCUUUCCCCACCCUUUGACUCCCCCUUUUCCCAACACCCCCACCCCUAGUUCUGAAGACUUAAUGGAGUGGCCCCAGGGUGAUAGCUCAGGGAACAAAGGGAUACCGUGAAAACUUGUCUUUUUUCUUUUACGAAUUACUCCUGGGUCACUUCCACCACUGGUAAAGCCAGAACUUCUCCAACUAGAACCUUGCAAAAGUCCAGUGAACCAGUCGAAUCAUUCUAAGGAUGCCAAAGAAUAUUUUGACCAUAAUACACAGCACAGCCCGGACCUGACAACUGUCAACUUGGACUUCCUCUCAAUGGAGUUCCUUAGCAACCAAGUUCAGAGACAUGGUUAUCGCGCACACCCACAGAGGAGGGCCCGAGGCCUCGGAGGAGGCUUACAUGCUGCUGUUGCUGCUGCUGUUGGUUUUCAGUCCCUGGGCUGGGCUGCUGUGAGUGGUCCUAAACUCUGAGGACACCCCCCCCCGGUGUGGGGGGGAAAUCCUGACUGUGAAACCAGUGUGGUUCUCCCACACACAUACCACGCAAAUACACAAAGAGCAAAAUGCACGAGAACUUCACCCACCUCGACUCCAAAACUAUCAAGGUACGAUGGUGGCAUUGUUGCCCACACUCAAUUUCAUGUGAGUUUGAGCAAAACUUAGAAACAAAGAUAAUGAUUUCGGUUCAGUGGAUCGGAUGAACAUGUCUAAUCCAGAUGGACUCAGCGGGUGUGGGGUGGGCUCUAAGGAUCCUGGCGUCGGGAUGGCAUCAGCUACCGUCUAGACUAGUCUGCCUGCUGCCUUGAUAAUAGUGACAGUGCAGUGUCAGCAUCAGCAUCCCCACCCCAGUCUCUGUUUACUGCCUUUAUUAUAGACCUUCCUUCCCCCUGUGCUUGGGUCACUUGUGAUGGCAACCUCAUCCGCUAGAUUGCCUGGUCUGACCCUGCGGGGAGCAAAGGGCAGAGGGGCUUAAAGAACAACCAAAUGCUGAGAGGUAGGGGUAGGUGUGACCCUGACACCUCCAUUCCACCUUGGGGUAGGCGGUAGGCUCUGUGGGUAGAGGUUAAGGGUGAGUAUAGGGGAUCCUGUCCUUUGUCCAGGGCCUGGUCUGGGCAGGCAGAUGGGCAAGGCUAGCAUACAUUAGAGAGCCUCUGCUUGCUUUGGCCUCUGGGUUCUGGCAUCUCUUGGUUGCUGGCUUCUGGUUUGAACUAAACUAAUCCUUCAGGGUCUGCAUGCCACAAAGCCCAGGUGUCUGGACAGCCUGGCUGGCAGGCCUUUUCACUAGGCCAGGCCCUAGAGCAGUCCAUCAGGCGUCCAUGUCCACCUCUAGGUUGUCCAUCAGGCUGCAGGGAGUAUGAGGAUGCCAGGCUCUCCUCCCUGCCCCCAACAGCCCCCAGGCCUCCUCCCCCAUUAGCCACAGCCCCAGAGUGCCUCCCAGGCCACUGUCCGCAAUGUAGACAGCUUUGUCACCGCCCCCUCCCCAACCUAUUUCAGACCAGAGGCAGACCUCGAUCUUGCCCACAUCCACUGCCCCUCCCUAGGGAGGCAGACACUGCUCUGUAAUCCAUUCUGGCUGUUGUCCUCCAUUGGCACCAGUCCUGGCUGUCGUCCACCUCAUUCCCUCAUCACAUGACACAGGCUAAUGUGCAAGGAAAGUAUUUUUAUGUAUCAUAAAUGUAUUUUGGAACAAGUAAAGAGAGAGAUAGGGUGCUCGUUUAUUUUAUUAAGUGAUCUCUGACUAUGUGAACAGUGUGGAUCUUUGCAAUGUAAUGGCCUCAGGUUCCUUAGAAGCUGCCAGGGGUUUCCAGGCAUAGGGGUUGUCUUGCGCGCGUGCGCAUGCACAUGCACAGAUACACAAUGGGACUUCUUGCUGGGGUGGUUUCUAGAGAUUCAACUGCCUGAUUUUUCAAGAACAUUGGCAGCAGGUAGACUGGGUGGACUUGGCAUUUCCUUGCUUCUUGCCAGAUGUGGCCAGCCUGUGCCCAUGCCUGACGCUCUGCAGAAUGAUCCGUGAGCACUGUAGUAAGACCCUGGAGGAGGUCACUUCUGUGCCCAAAGAACCAGGGUUGGAACUGGGGACCUUUGGUUGUUCUUUAAGACUUCCUGCCACCUUUCCUCACAGGUGAGCACUUUGUGCUCCAGAUCAUUUUAGGGGUGGUGGUUGCAGGGGGGGUGAUAUGAAUGUCACAGGAGGAGACACCUUCUGUCUUUGUUUCAAAGAAAGUGAUGUGCCAUUUGUUAAUAUACAAGAGAAAUAUUGAAAAUAUAUUGAAAAGAGCAAUUUUAAAUUAUUUUUGGCUUAUGUUGCAAUAUUUAUUUUCUUGUAUUAGAAAAAAUUCCUUUGUAGAGAAAAAAAUGUAUUUUUCAUUACCGCAAAGACCUAUUUCUCCUUUUUGUAUAUUGUCCUUGUUUGCAACCCUUAACAAGCAAUAGAAUGUACGGUCGCCUCUGAGCGGCCAGUGCCCGCUGUGCCCUGCAUGAUUGUGUUGCUGCUGCUACAUUAACUCCCAAUCCUGUCCCAUUCUGCUUACUCACUGGGGCUGUUGGACUCCGGCCGUCACAAGGGCCUGUGUCUAAGGAGCCUUCUGCACUCCUCGUGUGUUGGCAAACGCAAUUAAUAAAGCAAUGUUUUCUGUG
Messenger RNA from Nannospalax galili (Upper Galilee mountains blind mole rat), 6772 nucleotides. It is a transcript of the gene Jade2, whose product is annotated as jade family PHD finger 2. The record is from RefSeq and is a predicted model, not a curated record. Gene Ontology annotation, biological process: regulation of transcription by RNA polymerase II. Lineage: Eukaryota; Metazoa; Chordata; Mammalia; Rodentia; Spalacidae. Gene Ontology annotation, cellular component: histone acetyltransferase complex. Bases 180 to 3077 code for a protein of 965 amino acids. The transcript is spliced from 14 exons.